Messenger RNA from Aspergillus heteromorphus CBS 117.55, 677 nucleotides. Its product is annotated as histone H2A. Gene Ontology annotation, molecular function: DNA binding; protein heterodimerization activity; structural constituent of chromatin. The record is from RefSeq and is a predicted model, not a curated record. The coding region runs from base 1 to 405 and encodes 134 amino acids. The transcript has 4 exons. Gene Ontology annotation, cellular component: nucleosome. NCBI's taxonomy places the organism in Eukaryota, Fungi, Ascomycota, Eurotiomycetes, Eurotiales, Aspergillaceae.
AUGACUGGAGGCAAAUCUGGAGGCAAGGCCAGCGGCAGCAAGAACGCCCAGUCCCGUUCAUCGAAGGCCGGUCUCGCUUUCCCGGUCGGACGUGUCCACCGUCUUCUCCGCAAGGGCAACUACGCUCAGCGUGUUGGUGCUGGUGCCCCCGUCUAUCUCGCUGCUGUCCUGGAGUACCUGGCUGCCGAAAUCCUUGAGCUGGCCGGAAACGCUGCUCGCGACAACAAGAAGACCCGUAUUAUCCCGCGUCACCUUCAGCUCGCCAUUCGUAAUGACGAGGAAUUGAACAAGCUUCUGGGACACGUUACCAUUGCCCAGGGUGGUGUUCUCCCCAACAUCCACCAAAACCUUCUGCCCAAGAAGACCCCCAAGAGCGGAAAGGGCUCUGGAAGCCAGGAGCUGUGAUCGAUUUAUUUCUAAUUUGGGUUCUCUGAUUCGGCGCGGUUUGGUUCUCUUAUUGAUGUGAUAACGGGGUUCUGGUCGGAACGUUUAUGGCUCUGCGUUUUCUUUUUAGUGUUGAUUUGAAGUUUAUGGUUGUACAUUAUGUCUACGGGCAUGGAAUGAUACCGGUAGCAUCUUCAUGGAUCCAAAAUGAAUUCCAUGUCAAGUUUCAGCAUGAGUUCGCUCCAAUUAAAUUGUAUCGCAAGUGAUGUGUGUAUUCUUUGUACUCUUCAAUU